Lizanozyma spartinae is the source of this 870-nucleotide messenger RNA. RefSeq names its product lipoyl(octanoyl) transferase. Bases 1 to 870 code for a protein of 289 amino acids. Gene Ontology annotation, cellular component: mitochondrion. Gene Ontology annotation, biological process: protein lipoylation. Gene Ontology annotation, molecular function: lipoyl(octanoyl) transferase activity. The transcript has a single exon. NCBI's taxonomy places the organism in Eukaryota, Fungi, Ascomycota, Pichiomycetes, Serinales, Debaryomycetaceae. The record is from RefSeq and is a predicted model, not a curated record.
AUGAUAAAGAGACUGGGUAUUAGAAUGCUAAGCACCGAGUGCAAAAGCCGGUUUUAUCCGUUGAAUGAAAGUUAUGAGAAGCUUAGACAUAUACAUUUCCCCGGAAUAACCCCAUUUAUCCGAGGGGAAGAGAUCCAAAAAGCAAUAGUGAGUGCAAACUUGGACUUUAAGAAUAUAGAGGGAAAGAUCCGUAGACAACAAAAGGCAGCAACAGCCGAAGGAGUAGUCAUUAAUGAAUAUGAAACUACAUUAUUGGAACAAAUAUUAGCCAUGAGACCUCAUCCCACUUUGCUUACAUUUGAAUUCGAUAAUGUGUAUACGGGAGGUAAGCAAAUGAAACAAGAUCCAAAUAUAAGUGAACUUAUUAAGGGCUAUGAAGACAUGGGAUGCUCUUAUCAUCAAUUAGAAAGAGGGGGUCAAGUCACAUGGCAUGGUAAAGGACAAUUAACAGCGUAUACCAUAUUGGACUUGAAACAAUUUAAAAAUUUAACUGUGAAAUGCUUUGUGGAUUCUGUUCUUCUUAAGGCUGCACUGACAACUUUGUCUAAGAACUAUCACAUCCAAACUUCUACGCAUUCAGAUAGCCCAGGAUUGUAUGUGGCUAAUGGAGACAAGAUUGUUAGUGUGGGAUGUAAUAUCCAACGAGCCAUAUCAUCUUAUGGGAUUGGCAUGAACAUAAAUCCAGAAAUGACGUUUUUAAAUACCUUUACCAUGUGUGGAUUGGAGGGAAUUCAAGCUACCUCGGUAGCGAAGGAAACAGGAAUGCAACCAUCAGUUAAAGAAAUAGCAGAUCAAUAUGCUAAAGAAGUAGCAUUACUUCUCGGUAUCAAAGUUGUGGAGCAUAUGAGCGGAGCAGAGUUAGAAGUAUAA